Molecule: messenger RNA, 4772 nt
Organism: Gavia stellata (red-throated loon)
Lineage: Eukaryota; Metazoa; Chordata; Aves; Gaviiformes; Gaviidae
Gene: TTL
Product: tubulin tyrosine ligase
Exons: 7
Coding region: 1-1137 (378 amino acids)
Biological process (GO): protein modification process
Source: RefSeq, a predicted model, not a curated record
AUGUACACCUUCGUGGUGCGGGACGAGGGCAGCAGCGUGUACGCCGAGGUGGGCCGGGUGCUGCUGGCCAGCGGGCGGUGGCGGCGCCUGCGGAGGGACAACCCCCGCUUCAACCUGAUGCUGGGCGAGAGGAACCGGCUCCCCUUCGGCAGGCUGGGCCAUGAACCCGGACUCGUGCAGCUGGUCAAUUACUACAGGGGAGCGGACAAGCUGUGCCGCAAAGCAUCUCUGGUGAAGCUAAUCAAGACAAGUCCUGAACUAUCGGAGUCCUGCACGUGGUUCCCCGAAUCGUAUGUGAUUUACCCAACAAACUUGAAGACCCCCGUGGCUCCAGCACAGAAUGGAAUUCGCCAUCUCAUAAACAACACAAGGACGGAUGAGCGGGAAGUCUUCUUGGCAGCUUACAACAGGCGGCGGGAAGGCAAAGAAGGCAACGUGUGGAUCGCCAAGUCCUCAGCUGGCGCCAAAGGGGAAGGGAUCCUGAUUUCUUCAGAGGCUGCAGAGCUCCUGGACUUCAUCGAUGAGCAAGGGCAAGUACACGUGAUUCAGAAAUACCUGGAGAAGCCUCUGCUUUUAGAGCCAGGGCAUCGCAAGUUUGACAUCAGGAGCUGGGUUCUCGUGGAUCAUCAGUAUAAUAUCUACCUCUACAGAGAGGGUGUCCUGCGGACCUCUUCCGAACCAUAUAACAGUGCUAAUUUCCAGGACAAAACCUGCCACUUGACCAAUCACUGCAUUCAGAAGGAAUAUUCCAAAAACUACGGGCGGUAUGAGGAAGGGAAUGAAAUGUUCUUCGAGGAGUUCAACCAGUAUCUGAUGGAUGCCCUGAACACAACGCUUGAGAAUAGCAUCUUACUGCAAAUCAAACACAUAAUAAGAAGCUGCCUUAUGUGUAUAGAGCCUGCAAUCAGCACGAAGCAUCUUCACUACCAGAGCUUCCAGCUCUUUGGCUUUGACUUCAUGGUGGAUGAGGAGCUGAAGGUCUGGCUGAUAGAAGUCAACGGGGCCCCGGCGUGUGCCCAGAAGCUGUAUGCCGAGCUCUGCCAAGGAAUUGUGGAUGUAGCCAUCUCUAGCGUUUUCCCCCUCAACGACACUGGGCAGAAGGCGAGCCAGCCAUCCUCGAUCUUCAUCAAGCUGUGAUGACGGCAGGAAUGCCUCUGCUGUGCGCAGGGAGAGACUGCACCCAUCGGGUCAGCACAGUGCGGUGGCUUAUCUCGGUAAAGAGACAGGCUUCUGAUUUUCUGGGAAAUGGCGGGGGAAAACAACAAAACAGGCAUCCGCACAGAGCUGCGAUGAGCUGAGAUAACUGCCUGCAUUCACCAAAACCCACUUUAGAAAGAGCUCGUGUGACUUUGAGACCUGAAACAAAUCUCUCUGGGAGAACAACGAAAUAACCUUAAAACGAAACCCCAACAGGGAUCCUGUAACGCUCGAUUGGCUCCUCCUGUCUAUAGAGGUAACAUUGGGGUUUUUAAGGGAAUUGAGCGAAGAGAACGAUGAUCUUCCGGGUCAUCGUGGCUGCGAAGUUGUCCUCCUCCCGCUGUGUUUCUUCUUUCCUCACCUACUGCAUCGUUAGUGCCUUAGCUCAGCUCCAAACAGGUGACUCCUGUCCUUUGCUCCUGCUCUGUGCCGUAGAAAGGAGCAAGCUCUCCUGCAUCGCAGGAUGCCUGAAACCAGGAACACCAAGAAUCCAGUUUCCUUGGGUCAUUCCCAAGCUGGUUGGGUGAACACCCAGGCAGUGGCUGGCAGAAGGGUGCUGAACUGCGGGCGGUGAAUUAACACAAGCAAGGAAGGCGAUUUUCUUCAUUUAGAGCUAUCCCUUUUCCUAAUGAGAUUUGAAUCGGUGUCCGUCUCAGUCUGCAGUUGGAGUCUGUGUAAAAGACCCCCUCGGGGCUCACCGGAGGGCUGCGGGAUUUCUGGCACCGCCUUUGUGCUAAGCGUGUUUCACAUAGCAGAAACCCCAUCUCCUCGCUUUCUUCGAGAGGCUGCAGUGAAUUUAGGCUCUUCUCAGCUUUCACCUUUGUGCGUUUGAGGUUUGAACCUGAAACCUUCCAACCCAAAUGAUUUUUAUCCCAUUUGAUCCAGCCAGUUUUAUUCUCCUCCGUUCAUACCACAGUUCUCCUCCACAAAUACCGCGGUUUUCUGCCCUGAACGCGGUCCGCAGCUCGGUCCCAGCUCGGGCGGAAGGCGGGUCAGGUUUUGUAGACCAGGAGAGCGGUUCCUUCCGUAUCGGUUUGCCACACAGCUGGGAAGACAGAUCUUUUUGGGGGUAGGGGAGGUUAAAUUCCUUGAGGUCUCCGAAUUUCAGAGCUAACAUCUACUUGGAGUAGCACCUAAGUCCCUGGCGCAUUGCCCGCCCUGUGAAGUGUAUCUGAAUUUUCAGCGUGAGCCCAGCGCAUCCCUCCUAAGGUAGAGCUCUUUGCAGAGCGCGGCGUAAGAGCGGCCGGCGUUCUGGGGGGCGUUCCGGGCUGUUUCCGCUGCCUCUGGCAGGGGGAGAUGGUUGGCACUGAAAUAAACCCGCUCCCGUUACCCAAAACAAACCAAGGAGAAGAGAUUGUGAAGGUUACAAGCUGCUGGCUGCCGGUGUGUAAUGGGAAGUGAAUCAAGCAAUGGGAUUUCUGCCUCCCCCAGAAGAUCCUAGCGCUUUGGCAUACUCCUCUCUGCUCGUGACGGAGAUUUCGGAAGUCUUCGUGCCCGCGGACGAUGCUGGCGCCUUUCCGUAGGCAGGACUGAAGUGCUCAGGCCUCCUUGGAGUGAUGCGUUUUGAUCGUGCUGUCAUGGGACGGUCGUUCGUUGCGACACGCUGCGAAUCCACCGUUUCACACGGGGCCGCUCCGAUCCGGGAGGGAACAGAGCGCUCAGCAAAACCCCGCGGAAGCAUCACAGGGCGCAUCCCAAAGAGCCGCACAGGCACCUCUGAAGUCGCCAACGCCCCGAAGCGCAGCUUGGAGCCGCGUCUGCAGGGAGCGUGGCGGGCGCAGGGCGCGCCGAGAAGCGACGGGGAGCAGGAGCUGUGUGAAAACGGGGCUGCAGCUGCGUUCCCCCGCGCCGCAGGCGCUGGCGGGUGGCUUCGCUUCCAGCGGGACCCCGAGUGCCGGGGCGGGUCUCUGGAUUUGGGCCUCCUGGGUGCUCACAAGAGGGACCGUGACCGCGUCGGUUCGUGAGACGGGAGGCGCUGAGCUGGGAGAGGGGUGGGGGGAAGGACCGGUUGGGGUUUUUACCCUUCGAAUAGCGCGUGGGGGUCAGAAUGACACCUUUUUUCCCCGCGAAGGGAUGCUGUGAGCCAUCGCUCCGGUCCAGGACGUGCCUGGGGUGACGCUGGGCUCUCGCAAGCCCUAGGGCAGGCGAGAGCAGAGCGCGAAGUGAGAGGAUUCUCCCCAUCGUAACGAGACGAGAAGCGCUCGUUUUCUGGGGUGCUAAACCCGUCCUCCUUUUCCCCUCAAAAGGGAAAGCAAAGAACUGAAUCGCUCCCUUACAGCGCAGUAACGUGAGAUUCCUGCCGACGGAGUGGGAGAAGGGCAAGAAACCGCCCGGGUGUCCGCAAAAGGAGUGGCUCCUGCCGGAGCAGCCGGUGCUGCCGGGAGGAGCAGUGACUCGGGAGCCUCCACCUAACUCCAAGGCCUUUUCGUCCCCCUUUUUCACCCCGGAUUACGCUGUGGCACGUCGGCAGCCGGACGGUUUUGCCGCUCAGCUGGAAGUGGGGCUUCAGCUUGAUGGUAGAGCCACGACCGCAGGCGACGCAGCUAUUCACACCCUACCUUUUCGCCUGGGCUCGGGGGAGAGUCGCUGGCUUCUUUGCGGGAUUUUUCAGGAAUACGCAACAGCCUCUGGAGGAAAACGGGAGGUAUCGCCUGUAUUUACCAAGUGCUCCCCGGGGUAAAGCCCAGGAGGUGAGUGAUGAAGGACGGAGAGCGCAGUGCCUAAGGUCUUGCCCAAAAUAUUAGCUCCGAGGUGGAGUAGAGGAUGCGUGUGCGGCUGAGCCCGAGCGUUGCAGCCAUGGGCGCACCUUUUGCAAGCGAUGCUCUUGUGAGACUUUCGUUUGUUUCUUUUUUUUUUUGGGAAUACACAACAAUAAAUGUUUUCUAGCUUACUUCAGCUAAAAGGUCGACGGGAAGGGUCUUGCUCCCUUUCCCCAGCUCUCGCAGAGGACAGCGCCGGCUUUCCAGAAGACACCUGCCACGCUGCGGAAUGUCUCUAGUCGUAGUUGUAUCCCUCCCUGUCAGCCGUGAAGGAUUUCAGGCCCGCGUGUUCUGGCUGUGUUUCCCAGCGGGGUCUGGUCCCACGGGACUCUGCCUUUCAGGGAACUCCCGCGUGGCUUCUCUCGUACCACGUUAGUCGUGAUGACCGUGCAACAGCUAUUCUGCUCCUGCUGAAAUCCGGUGCCCGGCCACAGCCCGCGGAAAACGCCGAACUCUAGGAAAGGCUCAAAAGCCGCUUCAUCCAAGUGGCCUGGCUUCCCAGCCCUGCUGUGACCGGCGCCCUCCAGGACCGCCUGCAUGUCCCCGCUCCCCGCGUUUCUUCUUCUCCCCCGGGAGAGCUGCGCUGUGCCAUACGUAGGGUCAUAAUCGUCUCUCGUUCCCGGUCUCCGCUACGGCAGCCCUCAGAGAACCCGGGGUUGAGAGGAUGGUGGGGCACGUGCGGGGCUGCGGUUCGUGUCCCCCGCUGCUCUCGCGUCAGCGUGUGCGUGGGGGGCCGGCGGGCGCCUGAGCUCGGGGCUCUCCGGCGACUCUAUCCGCAUCUCUCCUAAACCAUCAUUAAAACACGCAAACCCCACA